UAUUACAAACACUUAGACAGUCGCAGCGAAGGUGAGGAAAAGAAACCCUGAUUUCUUGUCUUUUCCUACUCGAAGAAAAAGAAGAGAGCGAGAGGGAGAAGAGAAAAUGUCUGGGGUGACAGGUCAGCCGCAAGAGGAAGAUAAGAAGCCCAACGAUCAGUCUGCUCACAUCAACCUAAAAGUGAAAGGCCAGGAUGGAAAUGAAGUAUUUUUCAGGAUCAAAAGAAGCACACAAUUGAAGAAGCUGAUGAAUGCCUAUUGUGAUCGCCAGUCUGUUGAGUUCAACUCAAUUGCCUUCUUGUUUGAUGGUCGUCGUCUCCGUGGAGAGCAAACUCCUGAUGAGCUGGACAUGGAAGAUGGGGAUGAGAUCGAUGCUAUGCUGCACCAAACUGGUGGUGCUAUGAAAACAAGUAAUUAAAUGCUGAUGGAAAGAUAACCUAUCUAGUGGAUGUAGGUGGCAAUAGGUUCUUAGGAUUGUUUGUAAUGAACAUCGAUACACUGGUCUUGUUUUGGUAUAAAAGCUCUCACCAAGAGCUUUGACAGUAACUGUGCUAUCUGCUAGGAUUUGGAUUUGCAAUGUUUCAGUUUUCUGGGA
This is a messenger RNA of Populus trichocarpa (black cottonwood), 595 nucleotides long. RefSeq names its product small ubiquitin-related modifier 1. NCBI's taxonomy places the organism in Eukaryota, Viridiplantae, Streptophyta, Magnoliopsida, Malpighiales, Salicaceae. Gene Ontology annotation, cellular component: nucleus. The record is from RefSeq and is a predicted model, not a curated record. The coding region runs from base 107 to 418 and encodes 103 amino acids. Gene Ontology annotation, molecular function: ubiquitin-like protein ligase binding; protein tag activity. Gene Ontology annotation, biological process: protein sumoylation. The transcript has 3 exons.